UGUAAUGUACUCUGUGGCCGUAAUGUCGAGGAAUUGUAUAUUUUAAGUUAUUUAAAAAAAAUGAAGGAAUCUUGUUAUGUAAAACGCAAUUUACAAGCAGCAUUUGUAAAAUCUUGAUUUGAUAAGUGGUCGUUAAAUUUUAAACAUGAUCAGAGGAUUAUCGAAAGUUGUCAUCAAAGAUAUCAAAAGAAAUGCAAGCGUUAGUACGUGGUCACCUUUGGCAACUGCUUUUAAUACAAAAUCAAAAAAGUUUAAAUUGGAUUUGUCCCGAAAGGAGUGCGGCUUAUUUGGCAUCCCAGAGUUAAAUAAUGCACAAGGCUUUAGUAUACUUAAAGAUCGAGCGAUAUCGGAUACUAAUCAACUUAUCGAGGAAGCUAUAUCAGAUGGGCGAAAAAGGAAGAUGGUCGAAAUUUUUGACGAGAUGUCAGAUGUUCUUUGUAAAGUAGCUGAUUUGGCAGAAUUUGUAAGGAUGACCCAUCCUGAUAAACGAUUCAGCUCAGCAGCUGAAGAUGCAUGUGCAACCGUCAGUUGCAUGGUGGAGCAAUUAAAUACUCAUGGGGAACUGUACACCGUUCUCAAACAUGUAGUGAAUCAAGGAGAUAUACAAAAAUUGACUGACAUAGACAAUCAUGUAUUAAAAUUGUUCUUAUUUGAUUUUGAACAAUGUGGAAUUCAUUUACCCGACAGUCAAAGGAAGGUUGUCGUAGAUAUAAAUGAUUAUAUUCUUCACGUAGGGCAAAAAUUCAUGGCAGGAGCUUUUGAACCAAGAACAAUAAAACUUAGUGAAUUACCAAAAGAAGCUAGGCAUUCUUUUUCAGAAACUGAUAAAGAAGUUGUAGUACAUGGAAUGCUUGCCGAAUCUGAUAAUCCAUUCACACGAGAAAGUGGGUAUCGAAUGUAUUUAUACCCUGACAAGCAGCAGGAGCAUUUAUUAGAGGAGCUAUUAAACUCUCGAUUCGACUUAGCUCAAAUCUGUGGAUUUUCAACAUAUGCACACAGGGCAAUUAAAGGGAGUACCGUUGAAACACCUGAAGUGGUAUGCAAUUUUUUAAACAUUUUAACUGAUGAACUGAGGGAUAGAGCAAGAGAGGAUUUCGAUAUUAUGCAACAAAUGAAGAAUGCAGAGAUAUUGGAAAAGCAAGAUUUAAUGAUAUGGGACACUGCUUAUUACACCGCGAAAGCAAAGAACUCCUGGUUAAAUCUACCAAAUGCUGAACUUGCUCCUUACUUUUCCCUCGGAGCUUGUAUGGAUGGUAUCAAUAUAUUAACACAGUCUUUGUAUGGAGUCCGAUUAGAAUCUGAAUCUGUUUUGCCUGGUGAGGUAUGGGCAGAAAAUGUGUACAAAUUAGCCGUAAUAGACGAAAACAAUGUAACAUUAGGUCAUAUUUAUUGUGAUCUAUAUUCAAGAGUCGGUAAACAAAAUCAGGACAGUCAUUUUACUAUCAAAGGAGGAAGACAGUUGCCAGAUGGGAGUUACCAGAAUCCUAUAGUGGUUAUGAUGCUUUCCUUACCACCGCCAACGUGGUCGAAGCCUUCAUUACUAGCUCCACAAUUUGUCGAUAAUCUGUUUCAUGAAAUGGGUCAUGCUUUACAUUCCAUGUUGGGCAGAACGCAAUAUCAACAUGUAACUGGUACUAGAUGCAGCACAGACUUCGCCGAAGUCCCAAGUAUUCUGAUGGAAUAUUUUGCUAGCGAUCCAAGAGUCGUGUCGAAAUUUGCGAAACACUACAAAACCCAAGAACCAAUCCCGGAGCCAUUGUUACAAAAAUUUUGUGUUACGAAGCAUGUAUUUCCAGCUUCGGAGCUGCAGAAUCAAGUGUUUUAUAGCAUGCUGGAUCAAGUUUACCACAGUAAUAAGUUAGAGCGAUCCAGUACAGAAAUUUUAGCAGACAUCCAAGGGAAAUAUUACGGUCUACCAUAUGUCGAGAACACGGCGUGGCAAUUACGGUUUUCCCAUCUCGUUGGGUACGGUGCAAAGUAUUAUUCUUAUCUUAUUUCCCGAGCAAUCGCUUCUUGGAUUUGGCAGACUUAUUUCCAAGCCGAUCCCUUCAGUCGUUCUGCAGGUCAGAAAUAUAGAAUGGAAUGCUUAGCGCACGGAGGUGGAAAGCCCGCGUCUAAACUUGUAUCAGAUUUCUUAGGAAAGGAAGCAAAUGCUUCCAAUUUUGCGAAGGCCUUAAUAAGCGAAAUCGAUAUAGACCGUGAAAAUGCACGCGAGAUGAGAAAAGCACUUAACUUGAAGGCUCUAUAAAACGUGAAAACGUUGGUAACAUACGUCACAUUAGUAGGAAAUAUACAAAGUACCUAAGCUGAAUUUUUUUCAGUUAUACAAAAUUCCAGGGAAGGGUGGAACGAUGUUUCCUAGUGAAAAGAUCUGUACAGAUUUUUAAAAAACGAUGCAAUGAGGUGUACAUAAACAUUUGAGAUAAAAUUAUCAUUGAUAGUCUUAA
Orussus abietinus is the source of this 2447-nucleotide messenger RNA. Its product is annotated as mitochondrial intermediate peptidase. Gene Ontology annotation, molecular function: metalloendopeptidase activity. Bases 146 to 2248 code for a protein of 700 amino acids. Lineage: Eukaryota; Metazoa; Arthropoda; Insecta; Hymenoptera; Orussidae. Gene Ontology annotation, cellular component: mitochondrion. Gene Ontology annotation, biological process: peptide metabolic process. The record is from RefSeq and is a predicted model, not a curated record. The transcript is spliced from 11 exons.